Molecule: messenger RNA, 1626 nt
Organism: Fusarium venenatum
Lineage: Eukaryota; Fungi; Ascomycota; Sordariomycetes; Hypocreales; Nectriaceae
Product: tryptophan synthase beta subunit-like PLP-dependent enzyme
Cellular component (GO): cytoplasm
Molecular function (GO): cysteine synthase activity
Source: RefSeq, a predicted model, not a curated record
AUGGCUAGUCCCAACCCCCUGAACGUAUACAAGGGACAAGACUCUAUCAAGAGUUACUUCGACCCUGAAUCAGCACCACCUCUUCCACUAGUCGAGAUCCCAGACUCUCUUAACCCUUAUCGCCAGGAUGGAGUGCGCAUCUAUGCCAAGAUGAUGACUAUGCAUCCUGCGAACAAUGUCAAAGCCAUGCCAGGCAAGAGAACAAUUCUGCUUCCGGGGAAAACUAAGGCAGUUGUUGAAUACAGUUCAGGUUCGACUGUUUUGUCCAUGUCGUUAAUUUCAAGGGCUAUUCAUGGCAUCGAUGAUGUGCGAGCAUUCUUGAGUAACAAGACGAGCGCAACGAAACUUCAACUCAUGCAAUUCUUUGGAAUCGAUAUUACACUCUUUGGAGGCCCAUCUCAACCUGAGCCCCUUGACGAACGUGGUGGUAUCAGAGCAGCUCAGAGGCUCGCCCAGGAUUCGGAUGAGACUGUCAUCAACCCUAAUCAAUAUGAAAACAAUCUGAACUGGAACGCACACGUCAAGUGGACAGGCCCGCAGAUUCAUGCACAAUUACCAGAAAUCAACUUGAUCUGUGCGGGAAUGGGAACUUCAGGUACUAUGACCGGCCUUGGCACAUACUUUAAAGAAGCCAAGCCUUCGGUGUAUCGACUCGGUGUAUGUACAGCACCUGGCGAUCGAGUCCCUGGCCCAAGAUCAUUCGCACUGAUGGCUCCUGUUCAAUUUCCAUGGAAGAAAUCAGUUGACCACAUCGAAGAGGUCGACUCACACAACUCAUUCUCCAUGUCCCUGGAUUUAUGUCGUAACGGAAUCGUCUGUGGCCCAUCUUCUGGAUUCAACUUGACAGGAAUGUUUCAGCUCAUCGAGAAACGCAAGGCUGAAGGUUCUCUUUCGGAUCUGGCUGGACCAGAUGGAACUAUCAACUGUGUGUUUCUAUGCUGCGAUUUGCCAUACCAGUACAUAAGCGAGUACUUUGAUAAGCUCGGAGAAAGCUACUUUCCUUCCAUCAAGAAUGAGGACCUUUUGAAAGUCGACCUUUAUCGGUACGACGAGAAGUGGGAGAGAACAGCUUCUGAAGCUAUUGAUGCAUUUUUCGACGUUGAUAGAGGCGCUCUUCUCGACAUGGUGCUUGCUGACCCCAAGAGUGCAUCGGUGAGUACAGUUUAUCUACACAACAUUCUCCGUUCGAGACAGGAUACAACGAUUAUCGAUCUACGACAGUCUCAAGAUUUCAGCAACUUCCAUCUUCCUGGUGCCGUCAACAUGCCAUUUGUAAAUGACAACACACCGAGCCCCUUCUCUGACGCCAAGCUUUUGGAAACUCUAUGGAAGAGUCUUGAAGAUACAUUCAGGAAACCUGGACAAGAACUUCAGUCCCUCCUCCAAGGAAGAAGGAUCUUGUUCACUUGUUAUGACGGAGACAGUGCUCGUGUUGCGACAAGUGUGUUUCGUGCCAAGGGCUAUGAAGCUGAUAGUAUUCGAGGUGGCUUUCAGGCGUUGAAUAAAAUGAGGAAUAGCUCGGGCCACGGUUCUAUGGACGGUACUAUAGAGACAUCGUCUUGGGUUGGUUUAAACAGGGAAGUUUUGGGUGUUGGACCUUCGCCAUCAGCUCGUGUCUCGUUGUAA